Miscanthus lutarioriparius is the source of this 1941-nucleotide messenger RNA. The record is from the annotation of a GenBank genome assembly. Lineage: Eukaryota; Viridiplantae; Streptophyta; Magnoliopsida; Poales; Poaceae.
AUGGCUUUGCAAGCACAUUAUUUUAUUAUUUCUUACCUCCAUGUUCAGAUGUCGGGACCUAAUAAAGCUCCAUUUAGUGGAGUGUCUGAGGAUUUGAAAGGAAGAGCAGCUUGCUACAAACAAGACUGGAACCAUGGAUUUCGUUCUGGUUUAAGGAUAUUGGCACCUAUGCUCUACAUAUUCUUUGCAUCUGCAGUUCCUGUUAUAGCCUUUGGGGAGCAAUUGAGCAAAGAUACAGAUGGUACACUAACCACAGUUGAGACAUUAGCAUCAACUGCUAUUUGUGGAAUCAUACAUUCAAUAAUAGGUGGACAGCCACUAUUGAUCGUGGGAGUUGCAGAACCGACUAUUAUCAUGUACACCUAUAUCUACAAUUUUGCCAAAAACCAACCAAACCUGGGAGAAAAAUUGUUUCUGCCAUGGGCUGCAUGGGUUUGCAUCUGGACGGCUGUGAUGCUGUUCCUCAUGGCAAUGUUUAACGUUGCAGCUAUUCUAAACAGAUUUACAAGGUUUUCUGGAGAACUUUUUGGAAUGUUAAUCACAGUUUUGUUCAUGCAAGAGGCGAUCAAGGGGAUGUUUGGUGAAUUCAGUGCCCCUGAGGGUAAUGACCAAAGUCGACCAAUUUUCCAGUUCCAGUGGCUAUAUGUUAAUGCAUUGUCAUAUUCAUUGCCAAGCAAGAUCCCUUCAGGGGUCCCUAGGAGGCUCUUCACCCCACUUCCUUGGGAACCCAAGUCGCUCCAGCAUUGGACAGUGGCAAAAGAUCUGUUUUCAGUCCCUCCAGCACAUAUAUUCCUGGCUAUUGUGCCUGCUGCGAUGGUUGCAGGGCUCUAUUUCUUUGACCACAGUGUAGCUUCACAGAUGGCUCAGCAGAAGGAAUUUAAUUUGAAGAACCCAUCAGCCUACCAUUAUGACAUUUUGGUCCUGAGCUUGACAACCUUGAUCUGUGGUCUUCUUGGCAUCCCUCCAUCUAAUGGAGUACUUCCCCAGUCUCCCAUGCAUACAAGAAGCCUAGCUGUCCUCAAGAGGCAGUUGCUUCGCAAAAAGAUGGUCCAAACUGCGAAGGAGGGCAUGAUGAAUAAUGCUACCAGUUCCGAAGUUUAUGGCAAAAUGCAAGAUGUUUUCAUAAAAAUGGACCAUGGAGGCGACUCUGUUUCCGCACACAAAGAUCUGAAGGACUUGAAGGAUGCAAUUAUUCCAGAGGGGAACGGAGCAGGGACAGUGCCUGAAGUAUUUGAUCCUGAAAAGCAUGUAGAUGCCUACUUGCCUGUCCGGGUGAACGAGCAGAGAGUAAGCAAUCUGUUGCAGUCCCUGUUGAUCGCUGGUUGUAUCGGAAUUACGCCGCUCAUUCAGAGGAUACCAACAUCAGUCCUCUGGGGUUACUUUGCCUAUAUGUCCAUCGACAGCCUUCCCGGGAACCAGUUCUGGGAGAGGAUACAAGUUCUUUUCAUCACGCCUCAAAGGCGCUACAAGGUUCUUGAAGGAGCACACGCAUCCUUCAUGGAGUCAGUGCCUUUCAACACAAUAUGUGCCUUCACACUCUUCCAGCUAAUCUAUCUGUUGAUCGUCUUUGGGAUGACAUGGAUACCAGUAGCAGGAAUCCUCUUCCCGCUCCUCUUCUUCUUCCUCAUUGUCAUCAGGCAGCACUUGAUCCCGAAAUAUUUCGAUUCGAGCCACCUGAGGGAAUUAGAUGCAGCCGAGUACGAAGAACUCGAAGGUUUUACGCCUGAUCCGUCAGUGUGUGAGGACGAGUCUGUUCGCAGCAGAGAUGCUCAGCCUGGAUAUGCUUCUGAAAUACUGGAGGAAUUCACGACUCACCGUGGAGAGCUGAAGCGCAGGAACUCUAGCUUCCGUGAUGGGAGACUACUCCAGCUUAACUCUGUCAAGAUGACGAGAGAGCUUUCUCGGGCUCCUUCUCGGAUUCCAAGAAUCGUGGAACAAUAA